GAGUCUCCGGUUGGGGCUGCUGGGGAGGAGGGCCCCGCCCACUCAGCGGGAAGCUGCGGCUCCGCUUCCGGAAAAAGUGCGGGAGCCGGGAGGAGGGCGGGCCGGGUACCGCGGCCGCGGCGGGGUAGGGGUUGAGGGAGGUGUUUGGCAGGAGUCCCACGGGCCCUGCGCCGGGGAGGCGGGCGCGGCCUUAACUGUUUGCUUCCCGGUGCGCCCAGGGGACCUGCCCUGCCAAUAACGCGGUUAGAUUGUAUUUGGCCCAGCGCCGCCCCACAGCCAUUCGCUGGGUGUGCUAACGAGUUACGUUUCUGAUUGUGUCUCGCGCAGGCUGACAAUUCAAACCGAGUUUGUUCUGCCGGACUCGGGGACUGCGAUCGUGAGGCAUGGAGAGCCGGGAGAAACAGUCCCCAAGUUAGCAUCCUUCUGGAGAAGCUCCAGUCAGAAUAGGAGAGCGAUACUCACCCAGGAUGGAAGUGUGUCCUUACUGUAAAAAGCCAUUUAAACGAUUAAAAUCCCACUUGCCGUAUUGUAAGAUGAUAGGACCGACUGUACCUGCUGAUCAGAAAGCUUGUCAGUCCAAGCCAGCUCCACACGCUAAAAAAAUGAAAGGGCCAGUCGCCGACUUAAAUAACACUAAAGAGAAAAAGUUGGAGAUGGCGAGUAAGAAGAGAAAUACCAACUUGGUAAAGGACAAACCAGAACAGGCUACGAAGUCUUUUCCACCCCUGGCUGUUGGUUUGGAAAGAUCAAGUAAUACAAAGGCAAAUAAAGACAUCCAGAAUCAAGGUCAGUGCUCUAUCAAAACACUAAAAAAUACUGAACCAAAGAUAACUUUCCAGGGAGAAGCGAAGGGUCGGUUUCACGCAUCAGAGAACACCACUCCUAGGAGGGAACUUGCCAAAUAUUUGCCUACAUCAGGGGAAGGUAGAAGUAACCUUUCAGAAACUGAAACAUCUUUACCUCUUGGCCCAGUAGAACCUUCUUCAUCAGAUCAAGAUAGAAAAUACUCUUCUGCCUUACCCAAUGAUGUACAGAUCACUUCUACUAAUUUCAGAUUGGACAAAAUUGAUCCCCUAAGAUGGAAGCUUCUAGUAAAUUUACCAGAUAAACCUCAUCACAGUUCUCCCCUGAAUCUCAGUUACGGGGUUGAAGGAGUAAGAACAUCAUUGUCAAACAACGAGAGACAGUCUAAGGCCAGGGACCACCUCUCAGAAGUCUCUUCUGACGUUAGAGACUCUGAGACUCAAGAAAAGAACAUGGAAUCACAAUUUUUAAAUUUUAAAGUUAGCCCAGUAGGUGACAUCCAAGUCAGGGAGAACCAGGGAAAAGGACUGUACCUUGGAACAGAGGCACACGGCAGCAGAGGAAAUGCAGAGAAAAGUGUAUCUGUAGCAGAAAUCCCGGAAUGGGCUUCUGUGAUCGGUGAUGCAAAGAACAUCAGUAGUGAUGAUUCAGCCACAGAGAAUAAAGGUCCACAUGAAGGUCCCAGUUCAAAUUUGUUCACUCCAAGAGAGACGGCCUACAGUGAGCUGCUUUCUGUGUCACAGCCGCAUAAUCAAAGCCUUGCUUCUCUGGCUGUCAGAUUUUUCCAAGAAGAGAAAGCAGGAGCCUGCCGGCCUCACGGAGUCCCUGAAGUGGAGGCGUUAACAGAGAGUGGUGAAGGAGCUUCUCUGCAGCCCAGCUCUGGCCGUGGGCCCCCAGUGUCACACCUCGGCUGCCAGCAAACCUUACAUUCAGUCCUGCCUCACACCUCUUACGGCCCCUUCCAUCAGAUUGGCAUUGCUGAUAGGAAGACCCUUUCAAGCUCCCUGGGCCUGGAGUGGUUUCCAGAGCUCUAUCCUGGUUAUCUUGGACUAGGAGUAUUGCCAGGGAAGCCCCAGUAUUGGAAUGCAAUGGCCCAAAAGCCUCAGCCCACCAGUCCCCAGGGGGAGAGACUCUCAAAAGUUCCUUUGUGGGAAAGAAGCUCGACCGCUCUCAGGAGUUUGGAGCCCCCGACCAGACUUGCAUCCUCCAACUUGUCUCUGAUGCGGCUCUUGGGAGCUGUCCAGAAAGGCUGGGUCAGGUGCAGUACCACGGUGAGAAGCGGCGUCGGGGGCAUCACCAUGCUCUUUACCGGCUACUUUGUCCUGUGGUGUGGCUGGAGCUUCAGGCAUCUGAAGCUGCAGCGCUGGCGGAAGUGGUGACCGGGACAUAGGAUGGAAGCCUGGAGCCCGCAGGGGGCGUACACUGGGACACCAGCAGCGAACAUUUAACCAUUGAAGAUGGUUUGGGGGAGAGGGAGUGAAAAGAAUAAAAUUAUUGGAAUCUAAAA
Enhydra lutris kenyoni (northern sea otter) is the source of this 2311-nucleotide messenger RNA. It is a transcript of the gene MTNAP1, whose product is annotated as chromosome unknown C17orf80 homolog. Lineage: Eukaryota; Metazoa; Chordata; Mammalia; Carnivora; Mustelidae. Bases 468 to 2183 code for a protein of 571 amino acids. The transcript has 5 exons. The record is from RefSeq and is a predicted model, not a curated record.